GAGCAUUUGCUGCGAGACAUAUCUGACGGAAAUUACCGAUUGGCUCCAAAGAGAGUGCGAGUCCAAACGAAAAAUUUUCAGAUUUUUAAUUAGUGAUUUGGAAUCAUUAUAUUUGAAGAUAUAUCCAGGAAUCAUACAGAAUCAUUUGAAUUAGCUGAAUGUUGAAACUACGUAUUUUGUCCUGUCGUUCGCUCAAACAGCCGUAGAAAAGCAACACACACUGGAGACUGCAGCAAGAAUGCAGUACCAGUAGAGACUGAGGGGGGGACGAAAUGAGAGUUAAUGUAAAGGACGGAUCUAGUGACUUGUAUUCCACACAAGGCAUUCACACAGCAUCAAAGACUGGAAAUUUGACCAUGUCGUCUGUGGACAAGAUGAAAAAAUUAUUAAGUCCUGGCACAAGAAAAAAAGGACUAGGGAAUAUGAACAAGACGUUUGGCGUGCCGCUUGAGGAACUAAUGAGCAGGGCCUCCUCGGGAAUGACGGUGCCGUACAUAGUCAGCAAAAUCUGUGAACACAUUCGAGAUAAAGGAUUUGAAGUGGAGGGAAUUUUCCGAAUUAAUGGCAGUACCAGAAUUGUGGAGAAGUACCGUACGAGUUUUGACAUGCGAGGGGAUGCAGACUUUUAUGAAGAGGAAGAUUUGAUGGCAGUGGCAAGCUUACUCAAGUUAUUUUUACGAGAAAUUCCAGGUUCUUUGAUUCCAGAGAAUAAGACUCAGAGGUUCAUAGCCAUUCAAGAAGAGUAUCAAAAUGACCCAUCUGGUUGUAUAUCUGCCCUGAAGGCAGAACUCUCGGAGCUAGACGAGGUACGAUAUAAUGUACUACGGUACCUGAUCCGUUUCCUGGUGGUCGUGUCACAGUUUGAACGCACCAACAAAAUGAGUCCAAUGUCUCUAGCUAUUGUGUUUGGACCAAACCUGUUCAGAUGUGGUCAGGGAAUCGUAGGAUUGAAAGACCAAGGGAAGAUAAAUCAGAUUGUGUAUAAAUUCAUCACACUGUAUGAUUCUCUGUUCAGAGAGGAAAAUGAAAUCUCUCCAUAUAAUGAAUGGAUUAAACAAAAACAGAAAGGCCCUCCUAGACCUCCCCCUCCCAAGCUCCAUGUAGAGGAGUACAAACCAGUCCCUAAACCAAGGAACACAGGAAGAAUGGACCCCUAUGACAGUUCCCCCUACCAAGAGAUGGAGGAAUUUGACCACAGCGAGGAAUCAUCUAGUAACACCCAGGGGCGGAGUCACAGUCCACGUUGUAGUGAUGAUGAAAUUGCAGGCAGGGCCUCACCAUUUAUGCUUGACAGUGACGGUGGAUACAGCAUCAUAGAAUCUCCAUUACCAUCAGCAAGAACGUCAGAAGUGGUAGAGAAUGUUAUAGCCAAGUCUAUAAAAGAGCACCUGUUUGGGGAUGACAUUAGUAUGUGUGAAACCUUUGUGGAGGAGGAAGAGAGCAAAGAAAAUUUGGAGAACACAAUACCAGUGAAAGACCGUAUUAAGCAGUUUGAGUGUGGGACAGACCUCGCUGAAACACAGAAAUCCUCCAAGUCUGUCAGGCAGUCUCCUACUGGACACGAAUCCAUGGACAACUCCCUGUCAAAGGGACAACAGAAUGUGAAGAUGAAUGGAUACAAACUUGAAGCAGAUAUAAUCAGUACAAAAGAAAAUGACAUCAGUGGUGUACACAGAGAGGAUGAUUUUGAGAGUGUGAAGAGAGAUUCUGGAACAUUAUCAUCGCUCCAGUUCAAGAAGCCUGCUGGUCCUAGAAAUCGCCGUUCUCCAAGUAGACUGUCUCGUGGAAACUCUUUAGAAGAGAAAGAUGACAUCAAGGAUGGAAACCACCAGUCCAGAAAUGAUAAUGCCUCUGCAGAAUUGGAGACUUCUUCACUUCCUGAAAGCAAACCAAGUCAGAAGGAGCCGGUACCCAAACCCCGUGUGGCCUUCCUAGAACUCACAAAUCACACAGAGAACAAAAGUUCACCUGAUGCCUCACCCAACAAUGCCAGGAAGCCAUUUAUUCCACCAUUAGAUCUGUCAACGCUUCAUGAACAUGUUGAAAGCUCGGAUCCAAUCCCAGCUGACAAGGGACAAUCUGUCUCGUACCAGUUAGCCAAGUCCCACAUCAACGGGGGAGGUACCUCGGACGUUGUCAUCUCUCCUCGGAGUAACAAACUCAUCAAAAGGAAAUCCAAUCAAGAUGAUCUAGAAGCUCCCCCAUCUCCCAGUGCCUAUCAGAGCAGCCCCCCGGCCAGUGUGCCAAUGAAUACUGAUGUAGCCCCGUCUCCACCUGUCAAUCAAGAUCAUUAUAAACACAGCUCAGCAAACAUGGAAACUGACAUCACAGCCAGGAUAAAGCAACAAAGCAAGAAACUACACGCUCUGAAGAAAAAACUGAAGCACUUUGAGGACAACUUUGAAAAGGAAAAUGGUUACAAGCCCUCACUAGCGGACAAAGCCAGCAAGCCCACCAUCAAGAAAUGGAUGAAUGACAUCUCAAAAGCAAAGAGAGAGAUAAAGAGAUUAAAGGAGGAGGCUGAGAUGGGAAACCGCAGUCGCCACGGCAGUGGAGCAUCCUCCAGUGGAGAGCGACUAGAGCCACCUGAACUCCCGCCUACAAUGGAACAAACACUGAAUGUCAUCCUGCUGAAACUGGACGAUAAACGACGGGAUGCUAGACGCCCUGAGGAUGUUGAUAUGAUGACCACAGACCAGAUUUUAGAUGAAAAGUUAGCAGUUCAGAAAUCCUUGCUUCAUUUUGAAAAUCUUCAUGGAAGACCAAAAACAAGGGAGGAGAAGGAUUUGAUGAGACCUUUGUAUGACCGAUACAGGAAAAUUAAAAGACUCUUGUCUAAACCUAAUUCCCCAAGAGAGAAGAAUGAGUUACAAACAGUGCCAGAGGACGGACCAAUAGAAUUAGAGGGAGGCUUCCAAAACCCAUAUAGACCCUCAGUGCGGAUUCCCACGGCUCAUUAUGAUGACCUUGAGGAUGGCCUUGGUUCUGGUUUGGGGACAAUGGGGACUAUGGACUUUGCUGUCACUAGAGACUUUUCUGUCCUCCCUGAUUCGAUGCGGCCAAUAUCAAAGGAGGCUACCAGGAAGGAACAUUCUCCUAAAGUGAAGAGGAAACUGAGCCUGCCAGAAGAAGAGGAGGAGGGCAAUCAGAACCAGGAGACAAAUCUUCAUGAAAUGUCAAUACCAGAGCUUCAGGAUGAGUUGAUGAAGUCUAAGGGAGAGAAGAAAAGAAUACGCAGGACCUUAAGGAACUUUGAAGAAGAUUUCUUUCAAAAAAAUGGAAGGAAGGUACAGCGAGAUGAUAGAGAACCAUUGCAGACAGAGUACACAAGCUACAAGCAAGUGAAAGCCAAAUUAAAACUGCUGGAGGCAUUGUUAUCAAAGCUACAAAACACCGAUGAAGUCUGACUGCUUUAUCAAUGAGUGGCUUGUGUAUUUUGUGUCAGUGGAUGAUCCCAGUGUUCAUAGAAACAUUGUCAGGGAAAGAUGUCAAGUUCAUCUCAGAAAACUGUAUCUAGUCAAACACUGCAAUGACCAAGAAAUCAUGCGUUAGGGUCUGUGAAGAUAUCUGACAGAAAGAGUGCCGUAGCUUUGAGUUGCUGUAUUGUUGCUUUGGUUAUGUUA
Messenger RNA from Saccostrea echinata, 3623 nucleotides. Its product is annotated as protein FAM13B-like. The record is from RefSeq and is a predicted model, not a curated record. The transcript has 29 exons. Bases 273 to 3407 code for a protein of 1044 amino acids. Gene Ontology annotation, biological process: signal transduction. NCBI's taxonomy places the organism in Eukaryota, Metazoa, Mollusca, Bivalvia, Ostreida, Ostreidae.